CAACGCAACCGGAACCUGGAAGAAAAAGGACGAGGGAGUCGGGGAGGAGAACCCGUAUGAGCCGGAAACCGGAGUCGGCGUACCCUGGUUGGUAAGGAAGUGGGACUCUCACCGGCGGGUCGGACAUGGCGGAAUUGGCCGAGGCCGACGAGGCCGAAUUACAGCGUCUGGUGGCGGCAGAACAGCAGAAGGCGCAGUUCACUGCACAGGUACACCAUUUCAUGGAUUUGUGCUGGGAUAAAUGUGUUGAAAAACCAGGAAGUCGUCUAGAUUCCAGAACUGAAAAUUGCCUGGCUAGCUGUGUGGACCGAUUCAUUGAUACCACUCUCACCAUCACAAGCCGAUUUGCUCAACUUGUACAGAAAGGAAGCCAGUAGGCUAACCCUUAUCUCUACUCUAACUGGGGGAAAUGAAUGGAAAAACAAAAAGAUCUGUAACUGAACAGUUUAUAUACCAUAGGAGAAGUGUAUGAAACUGUAAAGAAAUCAUGAACAGAUCAACUUGGGAUCUGUGGCUAAACCUGUAGUAUUUAUUUUAAAAGAAUGAAAUGUUCAAAAAGUGAAAUCGCUUUAUUUGGAAUUUUGGAAUUCCAGAUUGCAUUACAUCAUUUAUUUGAUAAAUAUGACCCCCCCUCCCCCCCCAACCUUGGUCUUAAUUACUUUAUUAUUUUUUUUUUUAAUCCUACCUCAGGGUUUAGAGAUCCCUGACUGUCUGAAAAUCCCAAAACACUUAUCAAAGGAAAAAAAACAGGGUUCCAAUGCUGGUAGUGCAAAUGGGAGACAGUGGAUUUAAAAGCCACCCUGAGCCUUUUCCUCAGGAACUGGAAGAACUUUAGAAGCCAGUAAGGCUUAGAAAAGGAAAAUUUGGAGUUUAGAAGGCAGUAGAGAGCAAAGGCAGCCCCUUUACUCCUGUAUGCUCACAUACAAAUAAAUGUGACCAAAAAUAAAAACCAAGCUGCAGAAGAACACAUUAACUAGAAAAGAAAGCUGCAAGUAAGAGAAAAGACUCUUGGCUCAUGGGACAGUACAAACUUCUAGAGACUUUCCUAACUUAUCAAAUACCUAGAAUAAGGUUGGUGCAAAAAGCAAUGUUGAAAAAAAUGACCAAAAGACAAUACCAGUUAGGAUCCGUUUCCUAAAGAAUCACAGAAAAUACUGUUAAGGGAUUGCCAUUUUAGAAUUUCCUACCUCUAAAAUCUCUGCCAAGUAAUAGGCCUUCCCUUCAAAAAAAUUUCCUGAUUAAAAACUGGCAUUUAGUGAGUUGGCAAAGAGUACAUAAACUGGAGCCAGAAGAGUUAAGUCAUAUAGAUGUCCAAAAAAGGUAGCACCUACUGAUUAGCCAGUGGACGGAAGGCCUUUGCUCAAAGAUAUAUUUGCAGGUUAAUUCUGUAGGCUGUAAAAUAUUUUUUAAAGGUUUUUAGAAAUAAUUCAUACCUAAAGGAAUUUUAGGUGUUAUGUGGGAAAAUUAUAUUCUAUUAUCGUAAGGUAUCUCCCAUUAUUUUUUCCUCUGUUGUCUAUAAUAUUCCCUAUAAGGUCAGGGUUAUUCCCACUUUAGGAAUGAGGAAAAUGAGGCACAAGAGGCUAAAUGACUUGUUUAGGACCUCACAAAUAUAAUCAAUAAUGGUAGAGCCAGGUUAGGCUUAGUUUUUAGUUCUCAGACUCAAUAACAGCUACACAACACCAUAAGUCAAAUAUCUGUUCUCUUCUAAGUGGGUCAAAGUUUAGCUAUAUCAAUUAAAUCACAGAAUUUGGGAAACAGAAAGGAUAGUCCACAUCACCCCUGCUUCUAACUGUACCCCCAAGAAAACCUUAUUUGAAACACCUCUAGGUCCCAAUUGAACAAAAUGAAAUAGCCCAACUUUCUUUACUGAGAGAAGAAGAAAGGGAUGGUAUCAAGAUAUUUUGAGUCCCCUGGAGGGCUGGGAAGAGGCAAAUACGUCCCUGAGAGACCUACAUUAUUUUGGAGCUGACCUGACUUUCUAGUUAAAGGUGAAAUCUGGAAUUCAUUUACAGACUUGGAGACAAAAAGAAGGAAAGACAAGACUAUUUAAAUGAUAUCAGUGUCCUGAAUCCUGUUCAGGGCACGCAACUGGACAGCAUGGUUAGAUCCUAUUUUGACCCCAUUCAAACUAGGACCAUCUUACAUAGCCAAAAGAACUUCACAUAAAAAUUAAAA
This is a messenger RNA of Sarcophilus harrisii (Tasmanian devil), 2175 nucleotides long. It is a transcript of the gene TIMM8B, whose product is annotated as translocase of inner mitochondrial membrane 8 homolog B. The transcript has 2 exons. Bases 126 to 377 code for a protein of 83 amino acids. NCBI's taxonomy places the organism in Eukaryota, Metazoa, Chordata, Mammalia, Dasyuromorphia, Dasyuridae. The record is from RefSeq and is a predicted model, not a curated record.